AUGUGGUUAUUUGGUUCUAUCGUACAAAUAGCAUUACUGUACAAUCUAGUGCUUCCCACUGCGAAUGGCGAGUUGGCAGACGAAUUCGAACACUAUCGAGAGUGUCUUGAAAAGGUGGAGAAAGAUGUUGGCGAGGAGCGGAAAAUAAAAGUUGUUCAUGCCGUUCGUGGAGCUGAUGUCAUUCUUCCAUGCUUUACCUGUGUCUCUCCGGAAGAUGGUGUGGAAAUUGAUUCAACUUACAAACCAUCAGCUGGGAGUGUGGGACGAUCGCUGAAUUAUAUUGUUGAUUUCUUCAAAGAGAAAUUCCUUCGCUCCUCAUUCUCGAUGCCAGACGAGAAUCGUUGGAAGUUCGAUUGGGAGUUUGCAAUGAUGGGUCGAAUGUUCGUCCCACUCUCGAGUAUGCAUUUCGACGCUUCUGAAUCCAUUUCUGACCGUAUACACCGGUUCACUUCGAAAGAUGAAGCUGAAUUCAAGCUAGGCGAUCGCUAUGAGCUUGUUCUAAAGAAUGUGGAUGGGAAUAGUACGGGACAUUAUAGAUGCAUGAAUCGACAUGGGAGAAAUGUGAUCUCGAAUAUGUAUUUUCUAGAAGUCUCUAAUGAGAAAAAUAUUAUUCCGCUAAAUGGGACUAUAGGUGUUGAAAAGCUUCCAUCCGUUGCGUUGAAAUCUGGAAAACUCGAGAAACUUAAUCUGAAAUAUUCUGUGAAGGCUACCGACUGGAGUAAAUGCAGUUAUUGUUCUUCGGAUCGUGGGGAACAAACUAGGUCCAUAAAAUGUUAUGUUGAGCCUUCGACCAAAACGACAUCUCAAAAACUGGAGCUUCGAUAUUUGUUACUAUAUGAUAAGAUCCCUUGUACUUCAACUUUAGUUCCACUUCCCGUACGAAAAGAGUUGAAGAAAAUGGGAAAUGAUAAGAUCUUUCUGGAAACCCGGCCUUGUUUUGAAGAAUGCACUGGAGCCGAAGAGCUCAAUCGAAUUGUGAAUAGCUCUCAGGAUUUGGGAGAUAUUCGGACACUUGACUAUCUUCCAGGAGGAGAAUUUGUGUUUGGAAAUGUGUUGCCGAGACUUUUACCACCAGUUGUUCGAAGGGUUCAGCUAGUUCUCUCCAAUGACCCCCAAGUGUUGUCCUGCCAAAAACUGAUUGAUUUGAAUACCGGUGUUCAUUGGUAUAGUCUGAAAAAUGGUCCAAUUCAACAUUCGACGAUACAUGAGAUGUAUCAGGAGAGAGCGUAUUUUGAUGAGGAUACGAAUUUGGUUUUUCGACAGUUUACAAUGGAAGAUGAUGAUGAAUAUUUCUGCUACUCCUCUAACAACAUCCUUCUUGGAACAUUCCACAUGCGAGUCGUCGAAAGUGACCAACAUCAUCAAGUCAUCGAAGUCGUAAUGCAUGUCCCUCUACUCUUCCUCCUCCUUCUCUUUGCCACGUCAUCAACCACAUCAUGCUUCAAGAUUCUGGUGAGCGUUCCGAAAUUCGGUUACAGUCACAUGAAUACCAUGGGCAAGUUGGCGGAUAUUCUCGUGGAGAGUGGACAUGAUGUGACUUUUUUGAUGCCAGUCGACGUACCGAUUCCACAGAAUGGAACUGAACUUGCAAAGGUCGUUUUGGUGCCGCCGACUGACGAAAUCUCAAAAAUCAUGGAAGCCUCGAUGAAGGAUGGAGCCGUGGCGAACCUCUGGACACAUUCAGCCAACUCUAAACAGGGAAUCAUGUGGUCAACGGAUAUGAUUGGAAUUGUUUCUUAUCAUAACACUAAAAAUAUGAUUUCCAACAAGGCUCUUGUUCAACAAAUGAAAGAUGAGAAAUUCGACAUUGGCAUCACUGAACUUUUCGAUUUCUCCGGUCUCUCAUUUUUCGAAGUUAUCGGCCUCAAAAACGUUAUUGGAGCUCACACGACGAGUGUCUUUGAAGGAACUCUCAUGGCUACAGGAGCACCGAUUCUUCCUUCUUUUGUACCAGCAUCUCAAACUUUCACGGAUGAUAGUGGAUCUAUUUUAUCCAGACUUAAUAAUUUGUACAUGACUUAUUGGUCAUACGAAUUCCAAAAUAAGAUUCAGGGAUUCGCUCAGAAAGCGUUGAAUGAGCAUUACGGAAAAGGGAAGGCUCCUAAGAUUUGGGACCUGGUGAAGGACAUUACUUGGUUCUUCGUGAAUUCUGAUCCAAUCUUUGAUUUUCCGAAACCCCUUCCUCUUAAUAUCAUUGAAAUCGCUGGAAUUUCCGUGUCAAAGAUUCAUCCAUUAGAUAAAGAAUGGGAUGAAAUUCUGAGUAAAAGAUCCAAAAAUGUGCUCGUUUCGUUUGGAUCCAUCGCCUCGCCGACGACGAUGCCAGAAGCUGUCAAGAAGAGUAUUGUGGACACUUUUGCAGCAUUCCCCGAUGUCACAUUCAUCUGGAAAUACGAUGACACAGAAUCUGGUAUCACCUCUCAUCUCAACAAUGUACAUAUUGUCAAAUGGAUGCCUCAAAAUGAUUUAUUGGCUGACAAACGUGUAUCAAUGUUCUGGACGCAUGGAGGAAUGGGCAGUUUGAUGGAAAGUGCUCAAAAAGGAGUUCCACUAGUCGUUGUUCCAAUUUUCGGAGACCAAAUGAGAAAUGCACAAAUUGCGAAACGACACGGAGUAGCGGUUAUUUACGAUAAAAUGGAGCUGAGCAAUACGAAAAAGUUGAUUGGAACACUAAAAGAAGUGCUCGAAAAUCCAGAAUACAAGAAGUCAGCUGACCUUUUGGCUCAGAUUUUGGCUUAUGAGAGAGUGUCCCCGAAACAGAAAAUUGUGGACACAAUAGAGUUGGCUGGAAGAUUCGGACAACUUCCCAGAUGGACAUCAUCUGGAAAACAGUUCUCACUUUUGAAAUAUUUCAAUUUGGAUCUUGUUCUUUUUGCGAUUUUCUUGGUUUUUGGCAUUCUAGUAUCGUUUGUUUUAUUGGUUAGAUUGAUCCUUGUGAAGCUUGGUUUCUCUGGAAAUAAGGAGAAAUCUGAGUGA
Molecule: messenger RNA, 2973 nt
Organism: Caenorhabditis briggsae
Lineage: Eukaryota; Metazoa; Nematoda; Chromadorea; Rhabditida; Rhabditidae
Gene: Cbr-ugt-45
Product: Protein CBR-UGT-45
Exons: 16
Coding region: 1-2973 (990 amino acids)
Molecular function (GO): UDP-glycosyltransferase activity
Source: RefSeq, a predicted model, not a curated record